Durusdinium trenchii is the source of this 2294-nucleotide messenger RNA. The record is from the annotation of a GenBank genome assembly. NCBI's taxonomy places the organism in Eukaryota, Dinophyceae, Suessiales, Symbiodiniaceae.
AGUCUUGGCUAGAAAUAGCGCCAGGCCGCGCCGCGCCAUAUUGUACCAAUGGCGAAUCCUGGAACAGUACUCGGAACAGUCCUUGAAUUCUAAGCAAAGAAGUACUGUAACAGCUUAGCGGCUUUGCGAGAUGAUGGUUGGGUAAUGCCAGGUUUGCCAUUGAUGUUUACAAACCUCAAGUCAUCCAGGUCCUAGAUGAGUCCUCUAGCAAUGGUUCUGCCUUUCACAGCUUGCCAUUCUGCAGCCCUUUGCUAUCAUUUGAAUGUACCCCUUGACUCAUGAGUUCGGCAGAGACUGAUGAGGAUGCAGAUGCUGAAUUUGCAGCCGAAUGCAAGCAGCUUCGCUUGUACUACAAAGUUGUAGGAAGAGAAGAAUGGUGGUGGGUCAUGGACAACAGCAUCGAUGCCAUUGGUGCCCAGUUGAAUAAGCAGGGCUACUGCAUCAUUGACGAUUUUCUAACAUCUGAACAAGCAAAGCAGCUACGCAAAGAAGUAGUUGAAUGUCAUUCUGCUGGCCGUUUGGCAGGUGGAGGUUUGGUCAACGGCCAGUUGCCCUCACCGGAUGACGCCAAGUAUGCCGAUCGAGCCAGCCGAGGUGAUGUGAUCGGUUGGUUUGAUCCGGAGGAAUGGCCACAUGGGAAGGGCUUAGAGUCAUAUCUGGUGAAGCUGGGCACCUUAAUCCAAGAGCUCAGCAGACCAGUGCCUGACUUACUAAAAGUCACGUCGCGCUCCAAGGCCAUGGCUGCGUGCUAUCCUGGGGGCGGGGCUCGUUACAUCAAGCACGUGGACAAUGACGGGAAGCAUCACCUUUGCAGAACACGGCUCCUAACUGCUCUGAUUUAUUUGAAUGGGGACUGGCAGGUCGGUGAUGGUGGAGAACUGGCGAUCUUCCAACACGAGAACCAGACCGCCCUGCGACGCACCGUGGCCCCGCUUCAGAAUCGGCUCCUGCUCUUUUGGUCGGAUCGCCGCACGCCGCAUGAGGUGCUGCCCUCGGAAAAGCCCCGCUAUUCGGUGACUGUAUGGUUGCUGGACAACACCAAGAAAGUCAACUUUGAAGCAUCGGACCCACCACAGGCACCCUCUGUUUCAUUGCAAGCCGGGCAUGACGCAUCUCAGAAGGCAACCUAUUCAUGGCAAUCGGAGCCUGAUGGCUGGACCUUGCAAGUACAGCUUCUGGAUCGUUCUGAUGGAUGUCCCCUCUUAGAAGUCUCAGAUGCUCAGAUCAGGAUUGCCCGGACGAUGGGUCAACCAUUGCUUUGCGUCCCAGUCCCAACAUCAUGUGAAGCACCUGUCCCCAGAUGGUCUCGCAAAAAGUCGUUGUUGACGCUCAAGUUUUCCACCAGGGAUGGACUUCCAAGUGAACUUGACACAUUCGCCGAACAGCUGGCAACACAGCUGGCCUCCCGUGGUUGGGGCGUGCUUGAUGGGUUCCUGCCAGGACCUCAGGCUGAUGACCUGCGGAACUUCGUUUUAGCGGAGAAGGCAGCAGGAAAGCUUCAUUUUGGAAAGAAUAAGCACGAGGGGCCAGUCAAUUGCGAAGCCAAACCGAUGAAAAACGACACAUACACCUUCCUUGACACUGGAGAAGUUCCAGAGUGCUUGCGAGAAAUGACUGGCUUGUGCAACCGUUUGCUUGCCAAGCUGCUCGUAAGCAACCAGUUGAAGGGCCUUGAAGGAAAGAAUCUGUGGCAAGGCCAUCCAAUGCUGGCAGUGUAUCCUGGGAAUGGGUCUGCAUAUGGCAGACACUUGGAUUCGACAGCCGGUGGCCGUGGUGGAAAUGGUCGAGUCUUGACUUUGGUCUUAUACUUAAACCCGUUUUGGCAAGAGUCAGAUGGUGGAUGCUUGAGAAUUCUCAAAGAGUUGGCCGAUACGAGUGGCACUGAAAUAGAGCCUCUCCAUGGCCGAUUGGUGGGAUUCUUCUGUGAAGAUCAGAACCCUCAUGAAGUCUUACCAUGUUGGAGUGAUCGGGUCGCUGUCACCAUUUGGUAUUAUGAUGGCGAUCGCUUGUCGAAACGAUGUGCCGGUGAUGAGAGCAACCUAGUUGGCGUGUUUGAGGGUGGUUGAAGAAACUGGCUACGUACAAGCUUGCAGAAGUCAUGUCGUAUGGGCCAAACCACCACCGUUUUGCGAAAACAGGUCAGUGAGUCAGGUGCUUUGCUGCUUGCAGCGCUCACGAAGAUUCAUGUGAAGAGAGCAUUUUGUUGGAGACAUGAUGCAAUGUAGUGUGGUGGUUGUGUUGCUGGCCGCCAUGGAUCGUGUAUUUCCAUAAUGUUGUUUGCAGCAUCAUUGACC